CCAGACCGACGAUGUACAUACAGUGAUGGCGAAAAGCUUGCCCUCGCUCUGAGCGAUCAAUCAACUUGUUUCCGCAUUUACCGUAUCUUUUGUAUAUACCUUAUCAUGGCCGGUUCCAAUGACAGGCAACUGCAAGACUUCCUCGGUGCCGCAUCGAAUAUGACGCCGAAUGAGACAUCCGAAGCCGAAGACGCAGGGAGCACCUCGGAGAGCGACGACAUGGACUACGAGCCUCCCACCCACGAGGAGAGUGACCAAGUACACGAACAGGCUUUUAUCCAGAGCAUUCUAGAAGCGCACGCAGGGAACAUGGACGAAGAAGAAGGCGGUGGUGAAGACGAUGUGCAAUUCGACGAGAUCGAGGUCGAGAUCGAGGAGGCCGACGACGACGACGAGGAAGGAGAAGAAGAAACAGAGCGAAGUGAGCCCUACUACAUCUUCACAAUCAUCCAGACUUUAUUACUCAUAUUGCGGUUCGAAGCCGAACGGCAGAGGAGACAGGUUAUACGCUUGCUAGCAAAUUCCGAGAUAAGGAGACUCUUCCGCUUUGCUGCAAAUGACUUUAUUCUCGGUAACGAUGACGACGAUGAGAAUGGAGCGUUCAAUAUUCAGCAAUUCAGACAGAGGAGAAGAGCGCAGCUCGACCCCAAUCGAUUCCCGAAAGUGCCCAGCGAGGAGGGGGCAGAGCUGAUGAAUUCCGGCACCUUUGGCUUCAACGAAGCACAGACUGUUAACACUGUCAAUACGACGAAGAAGAAAAAGCUGGCGAGGAGGAUAUUGGACAGAGAGUUGGCGACGGAAGACUAUGCUCAGCAAAGAAUCAACCAAAGGCUUAUGGCCCAGGGAAUGAUACCCUCCUCUAAUGCAGAUAUAAUUAUCCAUUACAAUCAACCGGUCUACUCUGGACAAUUUUCAGAUGACGGAAACUUCUUCUUCUCGGUCAACAAAGAUUAUCGUGUCCGAAUGUACGACACGUCAAAUCCUUACAAAUGGCGUUACUAUAAAACUGUCGAAUACCCCUUUGGACAGUGGACACUCACAGAUGCCUCUCUGAGUCCGGACAAUAAGUACCUUGCAUAUACGUCCAUUCGGAGCACUGUCUGCCUUGCACCAACCGACCCAAAUGACCUCGGAGACCCAUAUAGUCUUGAUCUUUCAGAUACGGGAAAUGGUCGUAAUAUGUCACAGCGCGCAAGAUAUGAUGGCUCGUUCGGUAUAUGGUCUAUCCGGUUUUCAGGUGACGGACGAGAAUUGGUUGCUGGAGCUGAAAGUGGCUGUAUAAUUGUCUAUGAUAUUGAGUCACGCCGCACUCUUCAUCGAAUCUUCGGCCACGAUGAGGAUGUCAAUGCGGUCUGCUUCGCUGACUCUUCCUCGCCACACAUCCUGUACUCGGGAUCUGACGAUACGACCAUCAAAGUAUGGGAUACCCGCAGUAUGGGUGACAGCCGUGAGGCUGGAGCUUUCGUCGGUCACAUCGAGGGUCUAACAUACAUUGAUAGCAAAGGAGAUGGGCGAUAUAUCCUCAGUAACGGUAAGGAACAAAGCAUGAAGCUUUGGGAUCUCCGCAUGGUGAUGUCCCCAAGAGAUUUCGGUGCUCUCAGACCUAGUCGGCGGAGAGCAAUGGAACGAAAUUUCGACUAUCGUUGGGGAGCGUACGACGAGGAUGACUGGUACCGCGAUCCUAAUGACAACUCUCUCGUAACUUUCAGGGGUCAUCGCGUGUUGAGGACUCUGAUCAGAUGUCAUUUCUCUCCCCCGGGAAGUACGAAUUCAAGAUACGUCUAUUCAGGCAGCGAGGAUGGCCAAGUCUAUAUCUGGAACAUGGAUGCUACCCUUGCGGGCAAAGUAGAUGUCUAUGGGGCGACGAAGAAUUCUCGACCACCUCAUAGAGGGCACGAAAUGAUGGGUGCUAAUCUAACAUGGAAGACGUGCGUUAGAGAUGCGAGCUGGCAUCCCAAUGCGCCUAUGAUCGUUGCAUCGGCGUGGAACGGCUAUGGCAUGUCUACUGGAACCUGCACUGUACAUUCGUGGAAUGACGGGGCGGAAGAAGACGAGGCCGAGCCAAGAAUGGGUCUCAGAGUAGACCAGAAAUUGGAAGUUGAUAGUUCAUUGUACGGAGCCGGGCCGGAGCCACGGUCUUCUGGCAUGCGGCGACGGGGUCUAAGAGCGUAUUACCGGGAUAUGGAUGAUGAUGAUGACGACGACGACGAUUAAAUAGCCCAUCAGAUAAACAACGAGGGCUAGGGGUGGUCCUUCUUUAUAGGUUGUAUGUAAAGCAGGUACAUAAUUAUGUACAUACCCUGGCUUGAGUGGUGGUUAAGUUGCUGUAUAUCAGUUUGGCGGC
Messenger RNA from Amorphotheca resinae ATCC 22711, 2344 nucleotides. RefSeq lists its product as hypothetical. The transcript has 5 exons. Bases 106 to 2214 code for a protein of 702 amino acids. Gene Ontology annotation, molecular function: protein binding. Gene Ontology annotation, cellular component: Cul4-RING E3 ubiquitin ligase complex. The record is from RefSeq and is a predicted model, not a curated record. Gene Ontology annotation, biological process: proteasome-mediated ubiquitin-dependent protein catabolic process. NCBI's taxonomy places the organism in Eukaryota, Fungi, Ascomycota, Leotiomycetes, Helotiales, Amorphothecaceae.